This is a messenger RNA of Aureobasidium namibiae CBS 147.97, 1791 nucleotides long. Its product is annotated as DUF862-domain-containing protein. The coding region runs from base 1 to 1791 and encodes 596 amino acids. NCBI's taxonomy places the organism in Eukaryota, Fungi, Ascomycota, Dothideomycetes, Dothideales, Saccotheciaceae. Gene Ontology annotation, molecular function: peptidase activity. The record is from RefSeq and is a predicted model, not a curated record. The transcript is spliced from 2 exons. Gene Ontology annotation, biological process: protein modification by small protein removal.
AUGGAUGUUCAACUAUAUGUCUACGACCUCAGUCAGGGCCUUGCAAGAAUGAUGUCGCAAGGUCUUCUGGGUGUCCACAUCGAUGCUGUCUAUCACACCUCGUUAGUCUUCGGAGGAGUUGAGUAUAUGUACGGCCAGGGUGUUCAGACAUGCUAUCCGGGUUCAACGCAUCAUGGUCAACCCAUGGAGAAGAUCAAGCUCGGCAAGACAGAAAUCCCCUUGGAUGAUAUCCUGGAGUAUCUGGACUCGUUGAAGGAGACUUAUACCGCCGAAUCCUACGAUUUGUUCAAACACAACUGCAACAACUUCUCCAACGAUUUCGCCAUGUUCCUCGUCGGCAAAGGGAUUCCGGAUCACAUUACUGCUCUACCCGAAACAGUACUCAACACUCCCUUCGGAGCCAUGAUGAAAACAAGACUCGACGCAGAGAUGCGUCACAUCACACAGGCUGCUAUACCUCCGGAGAACAACCCCAUGAUCCAGCGUCAACUUCGCGAUGGCGCUGCUGCGAAGGCUGACGGUGUACACGGCUCUGUCUACAACGUGACCCAGGUUAAUUCGGUCGAUAACCUUCUCUCCGGCGCAAAGGACAAAUGCGCUGUCAUCUUUUUCACGUCAAGUACGUGCGGACCUUGCAAGAUGGCAUAUCCCACAUAUGACUCUCUCGCAGCUGAGCACACCAAGAUUCCAUUUAUCAAGAUUGAUAUCAACGAGGCUCAUGCACUUGCGUCAAAGUAUCAAAUUCGUGCAACACCUACAUUCAUGACUUUCUUGCAUGGUAAGAAGGACAAUGAGUGGACGGGUGCAAAUCCUGCGCAGCUCAAAUCGACUGUCGAGUCUCUUAUUCAGCAAGCUUUCCCUCCCCAUCCUCAUCUCCAGGUUCGUAUGCCUACUCUGCAGCACGGAAGACUCGGUCCCAUUACAUACUCGAAGAUUCCACCACUGGACAAAGUUCUGGCCAAGAUGGGAGACCAGUCGAAGGACAAGGCUGUGGUUGCUAUGAAGAAUUUCAUCUCUGCUCGCACUUCCAGUGCUUCAGAUCUUCCGGCUCUGCCAGAUCUUCCUGCUUUCGCACGCUGGCUCCGCCAUUCGCCUAGCCAGCUAUCACCAGAUACGCUGUUCACAGCUUACGAUGUACUGCGUUGUGCCCUUGUCGAUCAACGGGUCAGCGGAUGGUUCACCGAAGAGUCUGCUCCUGGAGACUCGGAGACACUCACAUUUUUGAUCAAGCACGUCUUGACUCUUGUGGACGAUGACACGUGCCCUUACAGCCUGAGGCUUGUCACCAUUCAAUUGGCAUGUAAUCUGUUCACGUCGGACUUGUUCGUCAAGUCAGCGUUCAGUAGCAAUCACCACAGUGGGCUGCCGGCAAUGCUCGUACAAGUGGCAACCACGAGCUUGCUCGCUGAGCCCGAUAAGCCGGCAGUUCGUGCUGCUGCUUCUUCGCUUGCUUUCAACAUUGCUGCAACUGUUUACCGUACUAGAAGAGAAGAGAACCGUGAAGCGCUGCAGGAGUCUUCACAGGUAGAGCUGGCUGCUAGCUUGUUAGAGAUGAUGACCACGGAACUCGAGAGCAGAGAGGAGAAGAAGGAUGCCUCUGGAACGGACAUGCUCAAGACAGCAAUCUUCGCUUUUGCUUACUUGAUCUACUGCGCACCUCAAGGUGGAGAGUUGCAUGAUCUUUGCAGUGCUCUGGACGCUAAGGCUUCGAUUCUGAAGAUGAAAAGUAUCAAGGACUUGGACAAGGUUGCAAGUGAGGUUGGCGAACAGCUGUUGGGAAAGAACUGGUGA